Molecule: messenger RNA, 2722 nt
Organism: Ipomoea triloba (trilobed morning glory)
Lineage: Eukaryota; Viridiplantae; Streptophyta; Magnoliopsida; Solanales; Convolvulaceae
Product: serine/threonine-protein kinase PRP4 homolog
Exons: 7
Coding region: 216-2306 (696 amino acids)
Biological process (GO): peptidyl-serine phosphorylation; peptidyl-threonine phosphorylation
Cellular component (GO): cytoplasm
Molecular function (GO): protein serine/threonine kinase activity; ATP binding; protein tyrosine kinase activity
Source: RefSeq, a predicted model, not a curated record
UAUUUCUCUCUCUCUCUUACUAUAUACGCGCACUCAUAUUUAUUCAUACGGAACAUGCGACACCCGAUUCCGGAGUUCCAAUCAUCAAUUCCUACUUUUGACUCUCACCCUUUGCUGCCCUCACUCUUUUCCCAUGAACCCACCUCUCCUCCGCCUCCACCGCCUCCGCCGCCGCUGUUCUUGAAUUCUCCGUCGCCGGUGGUGGGGAGUUAGUUAUGGCGGUGUCUGACGUGGAGGCUGUGCUGGAGUUUUUGAGGAAGAAUGGGUUUAGCGAGUCUGAGUCGGCUUUGACGGAGGAGAUCAUGGAGAGAUCCCAAUUGGGGUCGUUUGAUUACCAGAGCUUUUUGUUUCCCAUGGUUCCGCCGCCUCCUCCGCUCAAAAUUCCGGCCACUCGCCGCCCGGAGGAUGUCUCCGGCGCCGGUUCUAGCUCUCAUUCCUCUGAUGAUGAGGAGUUUGUUAGCUUAGGCUCUUCAACCACGGAGCUCUGUUCUUCUGAAUUUACGAAUCCAUAUGGAAUUCGUGGCGAUACGUGUCUGAGCUCUCAAGCAUCAUCUGAUAGAAUGUCACAGUUUGGAACGGCUCGAGAUUACCACGAUUUUGAUAUGCAAAAUGAUCUUUUCUGGUACAGGGAGAAGGAUGAAGAUUAUGCCAUGCCACCUGAUUUUGGAGGCUCAGAUUUUGCUGCUGGCCCGAGUGAGGAUAAAUUCGUGAUGACCUUAGACUCGGGGAAGCAGAGUGCAGCAGAUGUACUGAGCUUGGAUUGUGAAUUCGAAACACACCCUCUAACCUCGGUGGAUAACAAUCGGGACGCUAAGGAUGAAACAUCGAAAGACUAUUGCCAUUUCGAUAAAAGCUUGCAAACUCGAGGAGGUGAUGAUGGGAAGUGCGAGCGAGAUUGUGCAGAUUAUAGCUGUUCCUCCCCGCUUUGUGCUUGCUGUUGUGGAGCGGGAGUGGUGUAUCGUGGGGACCCUGCUGAAUAUGGUAUCGUGGAUCUCAAAUUGACCGAUAUAAACGAUUUGCUGGACGAACAAUCGGGAGAAAGAGACAAUGAAUUUCGAAUCAGUGACUCUAUUAAAAAGAAUUCUCCCCGUGAUUGGGCUGGGGAUCUCGAGACCACACCUCACCUUCAUAGCCCGGUUAUUGACAAAGAUUGCUACCCAUUUAUAGACGUUGAUGACUUCGAAUACAAAGACGACAAACCAAAAGCGGGAGAACCCGAUGCUGCACCAGAUGAAGAAGGCGGGACUGCUUCAGACGAGCUUCUAAUGUUGAAUGCUAGUGAAGAUGACUAUGAAGUGUUCAAUCUAAGGAUUAUACACCGAAAAAACAGGACUGGAUUCGAGGAGAACAAGGACUUCCCUAUCGUUCUUAAUAGUAUCGUUGCCGGGAGAUAUCAUAUAACGGAGUACCUCGGUUCAGCAGCUUUCAGCAAAGUCGUUCAGGCCCACGAUCUUCACACGGGAAUCGAUGUUUGCUUAAAGAUAAUAAAAAACGACAAGGACUUUUUCGAUCAGAGCUUGGAUGAAAUCAAACUUCUGAAGUAUGUAAACAAGCACGAUCCCGGCGAUGAACGCCAUAUAUUACGCCUCUAUGAUUACUUCUACCAUCAGGAGCAUCUCUUCAUCGUUUGUGAGCUUUUGCGAGCGGACUUGUAUGAAUUUCAGAAAUACAAUCGAGAAUCUGGGAGCGAGCCUUAUUUUACAAUGUUGAGGCUAAAGACAAUAACCCGGCAAUGCCUGGUGGCUCUAGAGUAUUUGCAUGGUUUGGGAAUCAUCCACUGUGAUCUAAAGCCCGAGAAUAUUCUCAUCAAAAGCUAUAGGAGAUGUGAGAUAAAAGUUAUUGAUCUCGGGAGCAGUUGUUUUCAGACAGACAACCUGUCUUUAUAUGUACAGUCUCGGUCCUAUCGGGCUCCCGAAGUUAUCUUAGGCCUCCACUACGACCAGAGAAUUGAUAUUUGGUCUCUUGGAUGCGUAUUGGCAGAGCUAUGCUCUGGAGAGGUGCUUUUUCCAAAUGAAGAAAUCCCGAUGUUGCUUGCACGUGUUAUAGGAGUGCUAGGUCCCAUCGACAUGGAUAUGCUAUUAGAAGGGCAGGAGACGCACAAGUAUUUUACUAAAGAAUACGACCUUUAUCAUAUAAAUGAGGAGACGAAUCAACUGGAGUACAUAAUCCCCGAGGAGACAUCCUUGGAGGAUCAGCUACAGGUCUCGGACCCUUUAUUCGUCGACUUUGUGAGGAAACUGCUUCAGAUUAAUCCUAUAACGCGCCCUACAGCUACCGAGGCACUAGAACACCCCUGGCUUUCCUGAUAUAAUCCUCAAUCGUCAUGGAUUCUUUUGUUUUUUUUUUUUUGUUUUUUUUUUCUUUGCAUCAUUAUAUCAUCAGUUUGAAGCAGGAAUCCAUUCUCAGGCCCGGAGGCUUCCCAACGGAGCGAAGGGCUCGAAUCAGUUUUGGUGUAGUCAGUACAUACACAAAAUAAUUGAAUUCCUCGAAAUCGUGUAUAGCAAUUCCAGGUUUUUUUUUAAUGGCUUCCUCUUUUCCCAGCUGCUAAAUUCUUUGUUUACAAUGUCCUAGCUAGGUUUAUGUUUCUGGGAAUUUUUUGUGUUUUUUGGUUGGCACAAAAUCUUCCACUUCAUUGGGAUGAUGUGUUAGUAUAUAUGCAUGAUGAUGCUUCUUCAAAUGUUCAUCAUUCUUCAUUAAUCAACUAAGGGUUUGGUUAGUUCCU